Messenger RNA from Blumeria graminis f. sp. triticale, 2115 nucleotides. Lineage: Eukaryota; Fungi; Ascomycota; Leotiomycetes; Helotiales; Erysiphaceae. The record is from the annotation of a GenBank genome assembly.
CAACGUCCCCAAACUUAUAACGCCAAUCCCGUAUAUCUACCAAACGGAGCUACUGGGGGAAAUACUGGGCUGCCCCCAGGAGCUGCGCCUUUACUUCCAAAUAAUGGUCGUAUUAUUCAGAAUGGAGGAGUUAGAAUACUGUGUGUGGCAGAUGUACGAGGAAACCUAAAAUCUCUAAAUGACCUGGCUAAGCAAGCACGCGCCGAUCACAUAAUACACACGGGGGAUUUCGGAUUCUACGAUGGCACUUCGCUGGAGCGCAUCGCAGAGAAAACAUUGAAGCAUGUAGCCCAAUACUCUCCUCUUAUAUCAGAAACAGUUAAGAAAACCAUAGCAGCUUCUAAUGGGCCAGUUAAAACGCGAUUUAAUCACACAGAACUUCCGUUAUCCGAACUUCCCCUGUUUCUCAACGGUAGCUGCAAACUCGACGUUCCAGUUUACACUGUCUGGGGUGCGUGUGAAGAUGUACGAGUACUUGAAAAGUUCAGAUCAGGAGAGUAUAAAGUUGAUAAGCUUCAUGUUAUCGAUGAAGCUCGUUCAAUGUUGCUGGAGGUCGGUGGUGUUAAGUUGCGACUUCUUGGUCUAGGUGGUGCUGUUGUCAUGCACAAGCUUUUUGACAAUGGAGAAGGACGAACAACAAUUGCCGGUGGUCAAGGUACCAUGUGGACUACCCUUUUACAAAUGGGUGAGCUAGUGGACACAGCAAACAGGGUUUACGAUCCUACGGAAACCAGAAUAUUCAUUACUCACGCCUCACCGGCGCGUGAAGGAAUUUUAAAUCAGUUAUCAGUCACUCUGAAAGCUGAUUUUUCUAUAUCUGCUGGCCUGCAUUUUCGCUACGGAAGCUCUUACAACGAGUUCAGUGUCAACCCAACUCUUGAUCAUUACCGCGGCAAGCUUGCUGCAUCGAAAGCGUCUUUCAACGAUGUCUGGGAAACGGUCAAAGGUGAGGUUCAGCCCGCCAUAGCCCAAAAUGAAGCUCAGCAAAAUCUUCUUCAAAAUGCCCUGGGUGUAGUUGACAAGAUGCCAAGUACAGCUCUUGGUGGAAACCCUUUUGGCGGACCAGUAGGCGGGACUAACACUUCAGCAAUUGGCCAGGUAGAUGAAAGUGCUUUCAAAAACCUGUGGAACUUCAACUUGGCUGACGCGGCUUUUGGCUGGCUGGUAUUGGAGGUACAAGACAGUCGAAUUGGAACUGAGAUGAAAGCUCAGGGUUUUAACUUUGCGCACAGAGGAGCGAAGCAAACCUCAGGUAUCCAACCUUCUGCGGCUGCUUCUGGAACGGCUGGACCGAGCCAACCUCUAACAGCAGCUCCCAGUUUAGCGGGGUCCUCUCAACAAGCUUCUCACCCACAAGCUGCAUCACAAUCAUUUAAUCAGGGCCAGUCGCGCCUCUCUCAAACACAAACUUCUCGUGUUCCUAUAACUCAUGAAGCCAUACCUCCGCCAACAUCUCAACUGCAACAAAAUUCAUCCACCCCAGCCCCUCAGCAAAGUACAGCCGAAACACUCCCUGAAAAGGUUGAAAAUGAAAACACACAGGCUACUGGAGAGGAGACGGGCACAAAUGGCGUUGAAUCCACAUCUUCCGUCACCAAGUCACAGCCUGCAGAAAUUAUUGGUUUAUUUAUAAUGAACGUAACUACGGAUGAAGCAGUACGAGAAUUAUUUAACGAUGAAGAUAGAGAAAAGAUUACCAGGAUCGAGAAAUGGGGACAAUCCAAUAAAGUCGCCCAUUUCAAAUCCUUUCAGGAGCGGGACACUGUUUUAGCUAAUCUCCCAGACGAUGUAAAGCUGAGGGCCGGGGAGGACCGCAGUAGGCCAUUGGUCAAGGUUUUUCAAGUCCGGGAGAGUAACAAGAGUUACUCAAAUAGCCGAGGUGGAGUCGGCAAUUGGGGCAGCGGAAGAACCGGAAAUACUGGGCCUCCACACGGUGGAUACCGUAGUGGUGGUGGUGGCGCUAGCGAUAGUGAAGGCGGUCGAGGAGGCCGAGGGGGACGUGGUGGGCAAAGAGGUAGAGGAGGCGAGCGUGGGCGAGGGCGAGGGAGAGGUUUCAAAAGUGACUCCUCGCCCGUAACGACCAACGCUACCCCGGCUCCAACUGGGGACGCGUAA